Molecule: messenger RNA, 455 nt
Organism: Achroia grisella
Lineage: Eukaryota; Metazoa; Arthropoda; Insecta; Lepidoptera; Pyralidae
Gene: Lamtor4
Product: ragulator complex protein LAMTOR4 homolog
Exons: 3
Coding region: 123-416 (97 amino acids)
Biological process (GO): cellular response to amino acid stimulus; positive regulation of TOR signaling
Cellular component (GO): Ragulator complex; lysosome
Molecular function (GO): guanyl-nucleotide exchange factor activity
Source: RefSeq, a predicted model, not a curated record
UGAGUAACAACUAAACUGACUUAAAGUUGUUUCCAGUCUUGUAUUUUUACUAGUAAAGUGAUUGCUGUGAUUAAUAUCAUAAUUCUUUGUGUCACUAGUGUUUAAUUCGCAGGUGUAAUAUAAUGGACAAAAUUCCAGACCAAAUUGGUUAUUUGGUACUCGCGGAGGAUGGUGCAGUCCUUGAAUCUGGUGGAGAUCUUGAGAACGAUGAACGUGUUGCCACGAUAAUUACUGAUCUCAUCACGUUAUCUAACAAAGUUGAUCCGUGUGCCUUUUCACCAAAUGAAAAGUUCAAGAAAAUAUCCAUCACUUACGAUGACCAUUGGUUCGUUAUAUGUCUAUCAAAUAAGAAGAUUUAUGUGGUAAAGAGAAGCAUACCAUUAGCAGUGUCAGAGGGAAAUACUGUCAAUGUUUGAAGUUUUCUAAGUUAUCAAUAUGGCUCGUAAUUUAUUAAU